This is a messenger RNA of Sphenostylis stenocarpa, 306 nucleotides long. The record is from the annotation of a GenBank genome assembly. NCBI's taxonomy places the organism in Eukaryota, Viridiplantae, Streptophyta, Magnoliopsida, Fabales, Fabaceae.
AUGAACGCAUAUACAGCCACUACUGCAUGUUUGAGCCGGUCUUCAUUGUCACACUUGAAUCAGAGUUUUACACCUUUUCUGCACUACCUACCAACUACCGAGCACCAUCUUGCCCGUAACCACAUUGCCUCCAUGCUUCACUAUUACACUCGACCUAUAAAAGAUGAACCUAAUCCUUCUAGGUGCAGCGAUAUACCUAAUAAAUUAUUCCAUCGAACGUAUUCCCCUUUGGACCCCGGAAUAGCGACAUGGACUAAAGGCUCUGUCCAAGCCAAGGAACUUACUCUGAAUAGUCAUGACAAAUGA